Messenger RNA from Anopheles bellator, 867 nucleotides. Its product is annotated as farnesol dehydrogenase-like. NCBI's taxonomy places the organism in Eukaryota, Metazoa, Arthropoda, Insecta, Diptera, Culicidae. The coding region runs from base 37 to 780 and encodes 247 amino acids. The transcript has 2 exons. The record is from RefSeq and is a predicted model, not a curated record.
UCGAAAGGUGUGCAGUGACACAGCUCCGGGACGGAAAUGGAACGUUGGAUCGGAAAGGUUGCGGUUGUUACGGGUGCCAGCUCGGGUAUUGGGGCUGCCGUUGUGAGGGCUCUGGCCGGGGCCGGUAUGAUCACCGUCGGCCUGGCACGCCGUGCCGAACGAGUGGAGGCAAUGCGAAAGGAGCUACCAGAGGCGGAUGUGGCCGCCAGGAUACACGCCCUGAAGUGUGACGUAACGAACGAGGCCUCGAUCUUGGAGGCUUUCGCGUCCGUACAACGGCAAUUCGGUGGUGUCGACGUACUGAUUAACAAUGCGGGAGUAAUGCGACAGGAAGUUACACUGGUUAGCCCCGGAAAUACGGACGAUUUGCGGGCCGUGCUGGAUACGAACGUGCUGGGGUUAGUGUUGUGCACUCGUGAGGCGUUCAACAUGAUGCGCUCCCGUUCCGUCGACGGGCACAUCGUCAAUCUGAACAGCGUCCUGGGCCAUAAGUACGCCCCGUUGCCGAAUAUCAAUAUGUACAUGGCCUCCAAGUACGCCGUGACGGCCAUAACGGAAACGUUACGGAAUGAUUUCCGUAACGAGAAUACCCGAGUGAAAGUUACGAGUAUUAGCCCGGGGGUCGUACGGACGGAGAUGCUACCAGAAGGCGAUCAGUUCGUCGGGACGCCCAUGCUGGAGGCGGAAGACGUUGCGAAUGCGAUUCUGUACGCGCUCGGCACACCUCCGCACGUCCAGGUGCACGAGAUAAUCAUCAAACCGGUUGGAGAAGCGUUUUAGCUGUGAGGUCACAAAAAAAUGUUCAAUUCAUCAUCAUCUACAUCCUAGGUGUUAGACAAAGAAUAAAAAAAACUGAAAAAAACAAUA